Molecule: messenger RNA, 1404 nt
Organism: Vidua macroura (Pin-tailed whydah)
Lineage: Eukaryota; Metazoa; Chordata; Aves; Passeriformes; Viduidae
Gene: GCNT2
Product: glucosaminyl (N-acetyl) transferase 2 (I blood group)
Biological process (GO): transforming growth factor beta receptor signaling pathway
Cellular component (GO): membrane
Molecular function (GO): acetylglucosaminyltransferase activity
Source: RefSeq, a predicted model, not a curated record
AUGUCGCGGAAAAGGCGUCGAACAUUUAAUAUAGGCAGGGAAUGGAGUACUGACUGGAAGUUUUACGCUGUUAAUUUGCAAGCACAAAAAACUCUUAGGAGGCUGAACUUCUCAGUGAGCUUGAUUUUAGCAGAAGCCUGUAAAGCACUUAUUGAGGACAAGGUGUCCUUCUGAAGGAAAAUGUCAUUCAGAGAACCCAACUGCACAGAGUACAUCACACAGAACUACUGCAUCACCUGCGCCCUCACAGCCGAGGAUGCCGCCUGCUCCCUUGCCUACCUAAUGACAUUGCACAAAGAGUUCGAGACCUUCGAGUUUUUCUUCAGGGAGCUAUUCAUGCUCCAGAAAGUCUACCGUGUUCAUAUGGAUGCCAUUCAAGGAGCCAUUUCCCUUCCCGCAGGCAGCUGCUUUCUCAGUGCCUCCUUCAUUUCCUGGGCAAAGAGGGUGAUCUAGGGAAGCAUCUCUCACCUGUGGACUGACCUUCACUGCAUGAGAGACCUGCUUGGCCUUGGCCAUGCCCUGGUGCUACUCAACUCCUGUGGUCAGGACCUCUCCUUGAAGCACAACAGGGAGAUCAUCCAGCUGCUGAAGGGCUUUGGGGGCAAGAACAUCACACCCAGGGUGCUUCCACCUCCCCAGGUCACCACCUGCACCAAAUAUGUGCACAGGGAGCAAUUUUACUCUUCCUUUUCUUUCAUGCUGUGGACAUUUGUGUGCAAAUGUCCUCUGACCGUCUGUUUUGGCUCUGUGUCUGUGGCCAUCACCUGAUUCUUUGUGGGGUUCGUGCUGCAGGACCAGCAUCUUCUCCAUCUGCUGGCAUGGCCUGAGGACACCAACAGCCCUGAAGGGCACUUCUGGGUAACACCCUGCAGGAUUCCAGCACAUGAUGGGGAGGUGGAAGUGGUGAAGUGGAUUGAUAUGGAAGAGACCCAUGGAGGUUGUCAUGCAUCAGCAGCUGGAGAGAGGAAGGAGAACCUUUUUGGAGGAACAGCCCUGCAGACAGCAAGAAGAUCCACGCUGGAGCAGCCUGUUCCUGAAGGACUGCACCCCGUGGAAGGACCUACGCUGUGGCAGUUCGUGCAGAACUGUCGCCCGUGGGAGGGACCCCACGCUAGAGCACGGCAAGAGUGCGAGGAGGGAGCAACAGCGCAGAAGAAGCGCUAUGGCUCGACCGCAACCUCCACUUGCACCCCUUGGCAGUGCGGGGCGAGGUCGAGCCUGGGAGGAAAAGGGGCGUCAAUCAAGCAAAUCCUUUCGGAGCCGAGGCAGCACCGCCACCGCUCUGCCGCCGGUGCGGGCCCUCCCCGGGUGCCGUCACGGGCGGCGGGCGGGACCUCCGGGAGGCGGCCCCGGGGCGGCCGGGCGGGCACGGACGGAGGGAGGGCGGCCCAAGGUCGGCGCUGA